Phyllopteryx taeniolatus (common seadragon) is the source of this 3128-nucleotide messenger RNA. It is a transcript of the gene tmco4, whose product is annotated as transmembrane and coiled-coil domains 4. Lineage: Eukaryota; Metazoa; Chordata; Actinopteri; Syngnathiformes; Syngnathidae. The record is from RefSeq and is a predicted model, not a curated record.
GUGACAUCUCAACCAAUGGAGGAAAAACACAGCAGUACCGACACUAGUUUUACCCCUGAGCCAGGGGGGGCAAAAGCAACACAAGAUGGCUCCUGUGACCAAAGCCCCAUGGGAAUCAUCAGUAGACAGAUGAGCGAACAGGGCCGAUUUGCCUACGCUGCAAUGUGUGGCGUCUCACUGGGGAAGUUAUAUAGCGGGCAUGAAAACAGUGCGUUCAGGGAACAGUACCUGCAGGGCCUGGUCCGCUGGCUGGAUCUUGAUGAAUCUGUGAUGCCCGUCAUGGGGGCCUUCCUGUCAGGCCUGGGCUUUGAGGGCUCUGACACCUUCCUGUCCAUUCUGCAAGCUGAACAACUCAUGGCGACAGGCGCCGUACCCAUCAUACAGGACCUGGUGUCUUUCUCUGUCAAAGAUGGCCACUACGAUGCCAGAGCGAGGGUGCUCAUCCGGCACGUCAGCUGUCUGCUCCGAGUGUCUCCGCAAGAGCUGGAAGAGUUUGAAGAGACGCUUGGAGAGAGGCUCAGGGAAGGAGGAGAAGAGAGCGAGGAGGAAACGUCUCGGCGACGGAGGAGAGAAAAGGGUCGGAAAUUAAGACGCUACCUCCUCAUUGGACUUGCGACAGUCGGUGGUGGAACCUUGAUUGGUGUGACUGGUGGGCUGGCGGCCCCCUUAGUGGCAGCUGGAGCCGGCGCCGUGCUCGGGGCCGGAGGGGCCGCAGCUCUGGGCUCAGCCGCUGGCAUCGCAAUCAUGGCCUCCCUGUUUGGAGCAGCCGGUGCUGGACUUACCGGCUACAAGAUGAAUAAGUGUGUUGGUGCAAUUGAGGAGUUUGAAUUCCUGCCGCUCAGCUCCGGAAAGCAUCUUCACCUAACCAUAACGGUGACAGGGUGGCUCUGCACUGGGAAAUACAGCUCGUUCCAGGCCCCUUGGUGCAGCCUGGGAGAGUGCGGGGAGCAGUACUGCUUGGUGUGGGAGUCGCGUUUCCUCAGGGACUUGGGCUCGGCCAUGACCUCUCUUUUGGACGGGCUGGUCAGCAUGAUGGCUCAGGAGGCCUUGAAGUACACCGUUCUCUCAGGUAUCGUAACGGCUCUGACGUGGCCCGCCUCUUUGCUGGCUGCCGCCAGCGUCAUCGACAAUCCCUGGUGCGUUUGUUUGAACCGCUCUGCUGAGGUGGGGAAACACCUGGCUCAGGUUUUGAGAAGCAGGCAGCAGGGAACGCGGCCAGUCAGUCUGAUAGGUUUCAGCCUCGGGGCCAGAGUUAUCUACUUCUGUCUUCAGGAGCUCGCUAACGAUGAAGGCAGUGAAGGUGUUGUGGAGGAUGUGGUCCUGCUGGGGGCCCCUGUGGAUGGCUCGGAGAAGGCCUGGGAGAGAAUGACCCGGGUGGUGGCUGGAAAAAUAGUCAACGGGUACUGCAGAGGGGAUUGGCUCCUGGGGUUCUUGUACCGAAGCUCAGCUGCUCAGCUCUGUGUUGCUGGGCUACAACCAAUAAGCAUCCAGGAUCGCCGGGUUAUCAAUGUAGAUCUCUCCUCCGUGGUGAAAGGUCACUUAGACUACAUGCGUCAGAUGGACACCAUCUUGGUGGCAGUGGGAGUCCCGACCAAAGAGGUCCCAGGAUCCUCCUACGUGCCUCCUCCACCUGUAACUAUUACAAAGGGAACGGUACACACUCAGGACCAAACCCAAAUCAAGCAGCAGUUGCAGGAAACCAAAAGUCCAGUCCAGGAGGCCGAGACUUCUGCAGCAGACAUUGCUGAGGACUCAACAGAGAUGGCCGAUGGCUGGGACGUCCCCGAUAUCGCAGACCUGUUGGAUGCUCUCAAUAGUGACGAUAGUGAGUCCAAAGGUCCGCCCACAGCAGGGAACAGCGUACCUCACUGUCAGGAGAAUACCACUAACCGUAGACCUGUUUUUAAUGAGAGUGAAGAGCAGGCUGAGGCGGAUGAUGAACAGGUCUCAUGGAGCUGGGACGAUACACACUGGACUCCAGCGCGCAGCCAUAAACAAUGUGGACCCAAAAUGUAAGGAGGCUGCUCCAGGACCAGCUGCUUAAUUGAAGGUUUUGCUCAGCUGCAGUAUAUCAAAGAGUUAUUGAAGAAGGUAGGAAUUUUAACUAACUAGAGCCUCAACUCAUGACAAGUGAAACCAAUUCCGUCCAAACAUUAAGGCACUGGGUAGCGGCGUGACUCAGGGUGUCGAUAAGGUGGUUCGAUUUCUGCUCAAAUCCUAAUCCUGGGGUACCGGUUCUGCGGUAGUGCGCAUAGCCGAGGGAGAUCUCGAUCCAGUUGCGGUCACAGGCCCGAAUAAACGGUUAGACGCGUUAGAGGCAUCACGUACUGUGGUGAGUAGAGAAGCAACACACUUUCUUGGCGGUCUCGAACAGCCACGCAAGCACGGAGAGAACUCCACAGCUGAGACUCGAACUGCGAAGCUUCCUUCUGCGAGGCAACCACAUGCUCCUCCGCCUCUUCGGCACACUGAACGUUGGGCUGCGUGCGGGGCUCUGACAACUAGUUUUCAUGAGUCUGCGAUUGGAAUUGCAAUUGCGGGUAACGGCGUGGCAGCGUUGCAGUUGUAACAAUCAAUCAGCGGUCCUGCCAAGCCAUCCCAAUACACUAUAUACAGUAUAUAUGUAAAGGGAGCAAGCUUGGCUUUGCGGAUGGACGGUAAGGAACGUCAGUGAGAACAUUGUGAAAAUACGUAAUAUGACCCAGCCUGACCCCAAAGUAGUCCAGUUGGUAUUACAGUAAAGCGCUUAAUUGUCCGUGCAUUUUCCUACUCUAUCACACAGCCAGAAGUAUUCAAACCCUUUGCUCAGUAUUUAGUCGAAGCACCGUGUUGCGCUCAUACGGCUUUCCAUACCCACUGUAUAUUGUAAUCGCCUAAUGUCCACUGUAUUUCCAGUUUACAGUGAAAGCCAGUUUAUUGUGGGGGGUGCGGUACAGAAAAACAAAUUGCAAGCCUAAAAUGUAUAGAUAAUACUGUACGUAAUUACGUAACUUACAAUACGGAGCCUGACAGGGUGUCGUGUGAUGUCUGCGUGCGAGUGUCUGGGCCAGAGCUGUGGUCGACAGCAGCUUCUGCGUUGUGAGCGUGUCACUGGUCUCCCGGCAGUCAAUAAACAACAGAAAAUUGCA